This is a messenger RNA of Pteropus alecto (black flying fox), 3874 nucleotides long. RefSeq names its product tubulin tyrosine ligase like 1 (gene TTLL1). NCBI's taxonomy places the organism in Eukaryota, Metazoa, Chordata, Mammalia, Chiroptera, Pteropodidae. Gene Ontology annotation, molecular function: tubulin-glutamic acid ligase activity; tubulin binding. The transcript has 14 exons. The record is from RefSeq and is a predicted model, not a curated record. The coding region runs from base 737 to 2335 and encodes 532 amino acids. Gene Ontology annotation, biological process: microtubule cytoskeleton organization; protein polyglutamylation. Gene Ontology annotation, cellular component: cilium.
UGUGGCGAGAGUUCUGGGCGGGAGACGGGAGACUUGUGUUCCCCGCCCUGUUCACCUCUCUGGCGUCUGGACCUACGCAUGUCCACUCUCUGUUUUCCCAUCAAUUAGAGAGGUUUGGGGCGGGGGGGAUGGAUGUAGUCAUCCACCCCAUAGAGUGGCUGGGGCAUUAUAGGAGUUUUCAUUCUGGAAGUAAAAGUAUCGUAUCUUUGUAACCCGAUUAGGGUGUGCAGAGCGGUUUGUUGUUCGGGAAGCAGUGAGCACAUUUCAGUCCUAGGUUAUGGCCGUGCAAACGAUCUGCCCAGCCCCUGCACUCAAGGCACGGGUAAACAGUCCUGUGGAGCAUGGCACUGUCCCCCAGUAGGAGUGAGGAGAGAGGCGGUGGCAACACAGCUGUGAAGGAAUGCGCUGCACGGAUAUAAAGUCCUCAUUUACAUUGUUAUUUAUUAUUUAAAGGUGGCGCUUUUUCCUUUUCGAAGACUAACAGGAAAAGAAUCCAGAUGCCCAGCAUUCCGGCCUAGCUGGGACUUUACUGAAAGUGAUAGUGGUAGUCGGGGCUAGUGGGGAUGAGGACAGAGAGCGCUCCUGUGUUACAUGGCUGGACCCAGAAGGGUGGCUGAGAUGACUUCCCUCUUGCUGUUCCCCCUGAAGGUUGUCUUGGCGUUUGUCUGAGAGUAGUCCUGACUCCCGAAUGUGAAAGGCCUCUUGGUCGAGUUCUGUCCUGGAGUUGCAGGUGUGGAUGUUCCCUGAGAGAUUCCCUUAUUCAGUGGAAAUCAGCCAAACUCCCAGCCCCUACGUCAUGCCCCAGUCUUUGUGGGAGGAGGUGACCAGAAAACGAUCUGACAUCAGGAAUAUACACAAAGGACUAGACCGCAAAGUGGGAAGUUCCGAGUGCCAGCAGAGGUGUCAGGACGGGGAAGGACACGAGGCCAGAGUCAGUGAAACAGAAGAGAAAUUGGAUGUUACCGUUGGCUCCAUGUGGAUUAUGGCAGGAAAAGUGAAAUGGGUCACUGACAUCGAGAAGUCCGUGCUGAUAAAUAACUUUGAAAAGAGAGGAUGGGUCCAGGUGGCGGAAAACGAGGACUGGAAUUUUUACUGGAUGAGCGUGCAAACCAUCCGAAACGUCUUCAGUGUCGAAACUGGCUAUCGGCUCUCAGAUGAUCAAAUAGUCAACCACUUUCCGAACCACUAUGAGCUGACCCGGAAGGAUCUGAUGGUGAAGAACAUUAAGAGAUACAGGAAGGAGCUGGAGAAGGAAGGCAGUCCUCUGGCGGAAAAGGACGAGAAUGGAAAAUACCUCUAUCUGGACUUCGUUCCAGUCACCUACAUGCUGCCCGCCGACUAUAACCUGUUCGUGGAAGAGUUCCGGAAAAACCCCUCCAGCACCUGGAUCAUGAAACCUUGUGGCAAAGCCCAGGGCAAGGGCAUCUUCCUGAUCAACAAGCUCUCGCAAAUCAAGAAGUGGUCCCGCGACAGCAAGACAUCUUCGUUUGUGUCUCAGUCCACUAAGGAAGCCUACGUGAUCUCUCUCUAUAUCAACAACCCGUUACUGAUCGGCGGGAAGAAGUUUGACCUGCGCUUGUACGUGCUGGUGUCCACGUACCGCCCGCUGCGCUGUUACAUGUACAAGCUCGGGUUCUGCCGCUUCUGCACGGUGAAGUACACCCGCAGCACCAGCGAGCUGGACAACAUGUUCGUCCACCUCACCAACGUCGCCAUCCAGAAACAUGGGGAGGACUACAACCACAUCCACGGGGGCAAGUGGACUGUGAGCAACCUGCGGCUCUACCUGGAGAGCACCCGGGGCAAGGAGGUGACCAACAAGCUGUUCGACGAGAUCCACUGGAUCAUCGUGCAGUCGCUGAAGGCCGUGGCGCCGGUGAUGAACAACGACAAGCACUGCUUCGAGUGCUACGGCUAUGACAUCAUCAUCGACGACAAGCUGAAGCCCUGGCUGAUCGAGGAGAGAGGUUCAGGUUUGUCUGUUUGCCGAUGGUUGGAACUGAGCCCACUCGGAUCCCUCACCUCCAGUGAGCUCAGUCCACAGAUGAGAGCUCAGUGGCCCAGAUGCCCCAGGGUGGCCCGGAAGGUCAAUGCGUCCCCAUCCCUCAGCUCCAGCACUGCCAGCGACCGGGUCCUGAAGUACGGCUUGGUCAGCGACACCCUGAACAUCGCGGUCCCUGGUGGCAUGGUUCCGGACUGCAGAUGGAACAAAUCGCCUCCAAAGGAAGUUCUUGGCAAUUACGAAAUCCUUAACGUGAUGCUAUGCAUAAAUAUAAUUACUGAUGUAGAUUGUGAACGACUCCCUUGCCCAAAUGACAGCGCGAAAACAAUAUAAGUGAAGCCACCGUAACACGGAGCCGGAGCUGCCACCCCAGAGGAACUGCCUUGCACGUCUCAUGCCUCAAACCUCUGGAAUGUUAAAACAGGGCAGAAUAACCUUUGGACUGGGCCUGAAGAACUGUUUGCAAAGAUAACAAGAAAGCAGACAUGACUACCAGCCUGGUGGCCACUGGACUGAAAGUUAAACGCAUUCUUUAGAAUGAGUGUCACUACGGUAGCUUAUUGCACUAAUGGAAAUGCCCUCCUCCCGGGGAUGUGGUGUCCCCGUCCCUUUCUCAUGAACACCUCUUGCCUUUGUCUCCUGAUUGGAACACUGCUUGGGUUUCUGCCUCAAUCGGUGCUUCCCGAAUAGCUGUUCGUUUCUGAUCUCCAACAAACGCUUGUUGCCUGUCCCUUCGGCCUUUGCCUGGCCAUCUCCGCUCUCCCUUGGGACACGAUGCCCAUUCCGGCUGGAACAGUGCUCUGGACUGGCUCGGAGUUCCAGGCGUGCCUCCCACCUACCCACCCACAGAGCAGGGGGGCUGUGGUCGCGCAUCCACUCUAUCCCCAGGCCUGAGGUUCUGCCAACCUGGGGUAGCCCCCAGACAGUCAUCAAGUGGCGAGGGGUGAAGAAAAGACAUCUGAGAAGGGGUCCACAGAGGCAUUAGGGACUGUUCUAGCCGGAGAGACCACGAGUGGUGGCCUUCUGUCCUCUGACAUUGUCCCCGAGGAGGAGCGAGCAGCCUUGACGGCCCACAGCGGGCCUGGCCCGCGCAGCUCGAUGCCGUCCUGUGGGACGUGAACACGGACCACACGCGGGCAUCGUCCAAGCCACAAAGAUGACCAACCAUCCUCGGUCCCAGCUACACGUGUGCCUGCUGCCUCGCCCACCGCAGCUGUGGCCUCGCUGGCGGCGGCCUUCCGGGGCAGAUGAGGUUUGUGAAGACACCUGAUGGUAGACGCCCCCUCCCCUUCCCCGAGAACGGCCAAUCCAGAGCGAAGCCCCGCCUCCUCGGGCCUCCAGCAUCAGCCCGCACGCCCCAGCACCCCUUAGCGAGUCCUCCCUGACGCCCUCUCACCCGCUGCCCGUGGCUCCCAGGGGACGUUCUCCCAGACAGCAAGCCACUCACCCGUUCGCCCACCGGGGUGCUCCUGGCCGUCUUUGCAGGGAGAACUUGAGAAUGUGACAAUCUUUAAGGAUUUAGCAUGGGAACUUUCACUAGUUAGACAUGGCGAAGUUUAAAGACUGAUUUCUUCCCCGAGGUGGGCAGGGGUCCGGUUUAAUCUUGGAUAACAGGUAAACGCGUUUUUUUCCUCUUCCGGUUGGUGCUGCAGGUGCUGUGAGUGGGGAGCAAAUAACGGCGGUGGAAGCUGGCCCUGGGCGUUGGAUGUCCCUGCACAGGGACAAUGCCCCACCUUCGCUUUGAAGUUGGGGAAGGACCAGGCAGGCCUGGGCGCUGCUGGGGGCAAAGGUGUAGCUAUUUAACGUUUUUACAAGUUACAUUUCCCACAAAGCCUUAAGGGCCUACUCAAUAAAAAAAAGAAAUUACCAGCA